AGACACAAGAAUUAUUAUUCCUGACAGACAACAUCUGAAACGGAUAUCAUUUUCGCACAAACUACUCUAAGAGCCAAGAUCUAAUCCUAUAUAAGAGAGAACUGAUCAUUGAGGUGACAGACUUCCCAAUAAUGGAUAUGUCAUCGGCUACAUGGUGGUCUGAAAUGGAGAUUAUGAAUAUGGAUGAUCUUCAAUACGUUGAAAACUGCCAGACGAUGACCUCAUCAUUCGAUGAAUUGCCUUUCAAUAAUAAUUACCCCUUCUCCCCUUGUACCUAUGGUAUUCAGGCUGCUGGAAUAUUGGAGGAGAAGCCAGCUUUUUGCAAUUCCAGAAUGGGAACUGAACACCAAAAUACCUAUUUCUCUUCUCCUUCUUCGUCUCCUCCGCCUUCUUCUUCUUCCCCCAGCGUCAUUUUUUUUUGCAACACCAAAUCACCAUCAACCCAUAACUACCAAGAAAAUUACUUGAACAGCUCGGUCAAGACUGAGGUUCCAUCUGGACCAACUACCAUAAACUUCUCGUCUCAAACUUGUCCAGAUUCUGAUUAUGACGAUAGUCAGCAUCUAUUCCAGGCCAUGGGAUUUACCGCUGCUGAUAUUACUCAGAAGAAGAGUACUUAUAGUAGAACUCCUUUGCAAGCACAAGACCACGUUCUCUCAGAAAGAAAACGAAGAGAACGCCUCACCCAGUGCUUCAUAUCUUUGUCUACCCUCAUCCCUAACCUAAAGAAGUUGGACAAGGAAUCAAUACUAGGAGAUGCGAUUAAAUACAUAAAACAACUGGAAAAUCAAGUAAAAAGCCUUGAGGAAGAAACAAAGAAAUUUAGCAAGGAGCCAGUGGUUGCAGUUAAGAGAACUGGCCUGCUCUCAACUUAUGUUAACUCCUCAUCUUCUGAAGAAAACUCCAACAUAAGCAGCACCAACAAGUCAGUCCCAGAGAUUGAAGUUAGAGCUGCAGAUGGGAAUGCUCUGAUUAGAAUUUAUUGCAAAAAGCAAGCCACAAUAAUAAAGGAAAUAUUCAGCCAAGUAGAGAAGUUCAAUCUCACUAUCAUUAGUAGCAGUGUCAUGCCUUUUGGCGACAUCAGCACCUACAUAACCAUUGUUGCUAAGAUGGAUCAUCAGCUGAACAUGACAGCAGAAUAUGCAGCUAAAAGAAUACGUGAGACUAUAAUGAAACUCAUCAGCAGUCAUAUUGACGUUUAGCGAAGCCAGCUCUCUAAUUGCAUAGAGAAUUUCAAGAUUAUCAGAAGCUAAGGUCUUUGGAUCUGUUCUUCUCGUUAUAGUGUUAAGUGAUAAUAUGUUAAUUUAGAAUUUAAGGGUGGGUCUCAUGACUUGGUUUUUGAGAGGUUUUCAUUAUUGUAUUUGUGGACUGGGGCUUUGGUAUUUUUUUCGGGUCACAAGUUGGAACCCGUUUAACAAUUGCCCCACUUGCUACAAUUGAGGAUGGCACCCUCUCUUUUUUUGACAAGUCAUGGAAUUCCACUAAGUGGUCUUCUUUUGUUCUCCUUUGGGGGGACUGCUACACACCAUGCACGUUAAUUUUGACGUUUGCUCUUUUUUUUUUCGUUCGGUUUUUGGGCUUUAGGUAACUAAUUUUUGGCCUUUGUUGUAUAAUAUAUACUUUUUUGUCUACAUGUCUUCGUGGUGUAAUAAACACAGGUUUAUUGGAUUUA
Molecule: messenger RNA, 1672 nt
Organism: Nicotiana tabacum (common tobacco)
Lineage: Eukaryota; Viridiplantae; Streptophyta; Magnoliopsida; Solanales; Solanaceae
Product: transcription factor bHLH18-like
Molecular function (GO): protein dimerization activity
Source: RefSeq, a predicted model, not a curated record